CUUCCUGCUGUGCCUUUUGUCUUGCUUUCCCCGCUGGGCCAAAUCUUAGCGUUUGCUUGGUCGCUUCUGCUCGCUUUUAUAUGCCUCUUCCCGGCUCACAGCACCCUGCAUGAUUUUUCCAGCCUUGGCUCUGUCGUUUCUUCCGGUCUUGCAUCCUAUAAACAUUCUCUCGUUCCCUCUACGUUCCCUCUUGGACCUGGUCAAACAUUCGUUCCCUUGCAUCACCACCACACUCAUCACCACAACUCAUCACUAUCACCACUAUCACCACCGCCAUACCACCACACCACCUACCACUAGACAACUUACCAACUGACUCCAUCCAUCAUCACCUUCUCUUUCUGAAUCAUCGCCCUAUCUACA
Aspergillus aculeatinus CBS 121060 is the source of this 363-nucleotide messenger RNA. RefSeq lists its product as uncharacterized. Lineage: Eukaryota; Fungi; Ascomycota; Eurotiomycetes; Eurotiales; Aspergillaceae. The record is from RefSeq and is a predicted model, not a curated record. Bases 110 to 316 code for a protein of 68 amino acids. The transcript has a single exon.